AUGACGGAGACCGGGCAUCCAGCCAAGAGGCGCUUCUGGAGUGUGUUGACACUAGUGGCCUACAUCUUCUGCAUAGCGCUUCCUGUAUGGUACAAUUCUGUACGGAUACCCCGUGUGGCUUUGCCUCGUGACGAGAUUGAAGCGCUGGCAGCUGCCGUGUCGGAGCCCCUGGCCGCGGCCCUUUCGUCCACCAUCACCGUUUACGUCGUCUGCCCGGGCCCGGGCUACUCCUGUUUGGAGUACCGGCAGUUGUCGGACUUCGCCCAGCAGCUCGGCCUGGCGGUGCUGGAGCAGGCGGGAAUGCGGGGAGAGCAGGCGCCGCUGGUCGUGCGUGUACUACAUGACGCUCCGGACAGCUGUAGCGCCUCCUCCUGGGUGGCUCCAGGGGAGGCUGCACGCCGGGUCGCCGCCGCCGCCAAGGGGCCGCUCGGUGGCGGCCCUGCGAGCGCCGUUAGCGGCGGUGGCGGCGGCACGGAUGGCGGCAGCGGCUGCUUAGACUUGGUGACGUCUCCCGACCUGCACCGUAUCGUGAUGGGCGGCCAGGACCGGGACUUUGACGACUGGGCCGCGGGGCAGCUGGCUGGGCAGGAUAGGCCCGGCAACUACCACCUGUUUGUGGUGCCUGACCCGUGGCUGGGUCCCUCGGAGCUGCCGUACGGAUCCGUGGGGCGCCGCCGUGUGGCGUUUGUGCGUCACCCGCCGGCGUUGGGACCGACCCAUGGGUCCGUGAUUCGCCUAGCGGCUCUCCUGGCGGCACCCGCCUUCGCCUCGCAACUGGGGGCCCCGUUGCCGGCCGGCACCCCCUCCUCCCCCACCCCCGAGAUCCCCGACACCGACACGAACCCCGACUCCGAGACCUCCCGUCAGCCCCUCCCCAUCAGCGCCACCGCACAGCUGCACCUGUCCUUCAGCCUUUGUAACGCACAACCCUCCCCAAACCAUCACGACGGCGGGGAUCGCGGCGCCUCCAUCGCCCCCGCUGCUGCUGCGGCAUUCACUUGGAGCUUUCCCCAGUUCGAGGCCCAGUUUGUUGCUCCUCUGAAGCGCGUGCUGUCACCUGCUGCGCGAUUGACCGCGUCCAGCCAGGUCCUGUACUUCACGCCUGCGCGCGUCAACGGCAACUGGGACGAGCACCGGGGUGCGUUCGUAUUGCCGUACGCCCAGCUGCCGUUCUUCGUGGAUAGCUCCUGGCCGCUGGAUCCGGGUCGUACCGGCCUGCCCACGUCCGCUGCGGGGGACGGCGGAGUGCCGUACGACGUCGCGGCUGUUACCGUCGGUUCGCGCCGCGUCACCGUCGGGGAAGCGAUGACGAUGCCGCAAGCCGGCGCGCCGGGGGCCGCCACAGGGGCAGCUGCGGCGGCGGCCGCAAUGCCGCACCUGUUACCGCCACCGGCGGCGGCGGCGUUGCCGCCGGCAGUGCUGCACUUUGUGCUGUACGCUCCGCCGCCGCAUCAGCGGCCGCUGGUUUUCCUAGGCCCUGAUGGAUCACCGGCACCCGCCAACUCCUUUCGGGUGCCGGGUUGGGGCAUGCUGCAGGUGCUAAACCAGGUUCCGGAGCCGGACCUCAUUUCGGCGCAAGUGGGCGCGGAGGCCAUGGAGGCCUUUGCCGUCGAGCUUGUCUCCCAGCUAAGGGCUCUGUUGGGACUGGGCCCCGCUCGCCGCCGCCUGCUGCGCCUCGUACAAGCUUCUGCCAACACCAGCGCUGCCGCCGGUGCCGCCGGUGCGAGCGCCGUCGGCCGCGUGACGGUACUCUCAGCGCUGCGAACAGGCCUGGCGCCGUGGGAGGUAGAUGCGCUUGUACGGCGGCGUGUACGGGAAGACGCCGCCGGCGCUGCCGCCACGUUGGCGGCCCUGGCACGACUGCUCCGGCAGGUGCCGACGCUGGCGGUUCCGGCCCAUGUGGGUGCCCAUGUACGGCAGGCGGUGGCGGCGCUGUGGCGGACCCUGCGGCUGGCGGCGCAGGGGCGAUACGAGGAGGCGUCCCGUAGGUCUGCUCAGGAGACUCGAAGCUAUUCCGAGGCCGCCUUCUCCGACCCCGCCUUGUCCUCCCGGCUCAACGUGCCCGACACGCACCUGGUGGGGGUGUACCUGCCCUUCUGUCUUCCGGCAGUGGUGCCGCUGCUGCAGGCAUUGCUGCAAGAAUUUCGGCAGCAGCGGAGGAGGAGGAAGGAGGGAGAGAAUGUUAGGAGGAGGAGCUGCACAGGAAGACCUGAGGCGGCGACGGCUGCAGAGGCGGGUCCGACCCAGGGCUCUGGGGGCAAGGCACCGCCGCGACAGGAAGCGGCUGCGGCGGGGGAUACUGCGACGGUCGCCGCCGAGGUUGAGAACAAAGCCAAGGAUGGAUCUGGGGAUGAGGGGGGAAGCACCCUUCGGCCAGCUCGGAGGACUGUCCGUGUCAUGGCGUAUGCAACCGACGUGCCAGAGGAGGCUUACGCUUGUGUGGGUCUGGCACAAUGUUUUAGGAAAACUGGCGGCGGCCUCGAGCCCGUGCUUGUCAUCGAACCGCUCUCGGCGUCUUCGCUGGAGUGCCUCGCAAACGGUGCCCGCACGUCUUACAAAAUGGUUACGGGAGUUAGUUUCGGCGACGCCAUGAAUCGGAACAGGGACGUGCUACCCGACGCCUUCAGGGAUGCCCCCUUCUGCGAGAACUACGAGUUUCGCUGCGAGGCGGCAGCGCGAACCUGGCAACGUCCCCACGCGCAGGACAAUUUGAUGGACAUUGUGCCGCUUGGAAAGGCCCGCAGCAACUUCAAUUUCAGCUUGGAGGACAAGCGGAUCCUGAACAUGGACAACGUAGUGAACGAUUCUGACAACAUCAAGCAGGAUAUGUCCAUCGACGUGUACGGCCGCAAGAAAGCCGAUGACCUCAAGGCCAAACAGGCGACUGAGGCCGCUGCCGCCAAGGCUGCUGAGGAGGCCAAAGCCACCAAGAAGCAGAAAGAGGAGGAUGACCUGGACGCUUUGCUGCUGGCGUAA
Messenger RNA from Volvox carteri f. nagariensis, 2976 nucleotides. RefSeq lists its product as uncharacterized. Bases 1 to 2976 code for a protein of 991 amino acids. The record is from RefSeq and is a predicted model, not a curated record. NCBI's taxonomy places the organism in Eukaryota, Viridiplantae, Chlorophyta, Chlorophyceae, Chlamydomonadales, Volvocaceae. Gene Ontology annotation, cellular component: GPI-anchor transamidase complex. The transcript has 18 exons. Gene Ontology annotation, biological process: attachment of GPI anchor to protein.